GUUCCUAUCGAGAUAUGGGACGUAUCUGGAGAUCAAGCGUUUGAGUCGUGCUGGCCGGCAAUCAUGAAGGACGUCGACGGCGUCAUGCUGGUCUACAACCCGGAAAUCCCAACUCACGAUAUCGAGGUCGGCAUCUGGUUCGACCAGUUCGUGAAGCGGCCCAAGCUCGACAACAGGCAGUGCCAGGUCAUCGCGCACAGAGCUAGCCCGACCCCGGCCCCACGAUCCCGACUGCCACCGAAGCUGGCGAGCCUGAGCGGCAACAUUCUGCACACGAAUUUCGCGUCGGUGUCGCAAGUCAUCACCGGCUUCGAAGACUUUUUGAGAGAAGUUCACCAAGCCUCCAUGACCCAACUUCGAAAAUGAAAAAUUAUGCUACUUGGCGAGAACGGGGCUU
Ectocarpus sp. CCAP 1310/34 is the source of this 397-nucleotide messenger RNA. The record is from the annotation of a GenBank genome assembly. Lineage: Eukaryota; Phaeophyceae; Ectocarpales; Ectocarpaceae.